Molecule: messenger RNA, 1487 nt
Organism: Durio zibethinus
Lineage: Eukaryota; Viridiplantae; Streptophyta; Magnoliopsida; Malvales; Malvaceae
Source: RefSeq, a predicted model, not a curated record
AUGAACGUUUAUUGUAAUCGUACCCCGCCAGGUGGCAAUUUUCCCUCGGGAAAUUCCGCAAAGUCGCAAAUAAAGGUCAACAAGGGUCAAACUUUGGAGAAAGAAACGGAACGAUUUGUAAGAGGCCAAUUCGUCAGAUUCGUCUCAGCUUCUCACUCGUCUUGUGGCGGACUUCGAAGUAAAUACUUGAAAAGACCUGGAUUUAUCCGAGUUGAUUGUUCUAUAAAUGGAGACAAUGGCGAUGGUUUCCGUUGUUCCUGCAGUGACUCGCUCUCUCAGCCAGCUGCUCAAGUGACUUCGAGCUCGGUCAGGAAGAGGGUAGUGUCUGGAGUCCAGCCAACGGGAGCUAUCCACCUUGGGAAUUAUGUUGGUGCCAUAAAGAAUUGGAUUGCACUUCAGAACUCGUAUGACACUCUCUUUUUCAUUGUGGACCUCCAUGCGAUUACACUGCCAUAUGAUACACAACAAUUUUCUAAGGCAACAAGGAAUACAGCAGCUAUUUAUUUGGCAUGUGGCGUGGACACCUCAAAGGCUUCUGUCUUUGUGCAGUCACAUGUUCGUGCCCAUGUAGAAUUGAUGUGGCUACUGAGUUCUGCCACACCAAUUGGUUGGCUAAACAGAAUGAUUCAGUUUAAAGAGAAAUCUCACAAGGCGGGAGAUGAAAAUGUUGGGGUUGCUCUAUUGACCUAUCCUGUUCUUAUGGCUUCUGAUAUUCUUUUGUAUCAGUCUGAUUUUGUCCCAGUUGGUGAAGAUCAGAAGCAGCAUUUGGAGUUAACACGUGAGUUGGCUGAGCGUGUUAACUAUUUAUAUGGUGGAAGGAAGUGGAAAAAGCUGGGAGAGCGUGGUGGUGCUAUUUUUAAGAUUCCUGAGCCCCUAAUACCACCAGCUGGAGCACGAGUUAUGUCCCUCAGUGAUGGUCUUUCGAAGAUGUCAAAGUCUGCAACUUCUGAUCAGUCUCGAAUCAAUCUUCUUGACCCCAAAGAUGAAGUUGCCCAGGAAUGCCAAGAUAUGAACUGGGGCACAUUUAAAACCCUCCUAACCGAUGCAUUGGUUGAUCCUAUCCAGGUUCGGCAUGAGGAAAUUAUUUCUGAUCCAGCUUAUUUGGAUGGAGUCUUGGCAGAAGGGGCUAUGAAAGCUGCAGCUAUAGCUGAUGCUACUCUCAAUAAUGUCUACCAGGCAAUGGGAUUCUUGCGUAGAUGAGUUAAAUGAUUUGUAUAUAAACCUUAACGUGACUUUUAGAUGAUACAUCAUCGCCCACAGUUUUUUGGAGUAUAUACCCAUUAAAAUGUUCUGAAUGAGUGAAAAGGUUAUUCAUUUGAAGGCCCACAAAUUGUUUGAUGAGUUUGCUCUACCUCUCCUUUACAGACAGGUGCCAUUUAUAUCCCAUAAUGUUUGUUAAAGUUGGUGUCUUAUUGCUUUUUUCCUAAGACAGUUUUAGUUGUGUAAAAUACUCUAAUAGCCUAAUAAAAACUUGUUUCUCUUUCAUA